Cyphellophora europaea CBS 101466 is the source of this 1158-nucleotide messenger RNA. RefSeq lists its product as uncharacterized. Lineage: Eukaryota; Fungi; Ascomycota; Eurotiomycetes; Chaetothyriales; Cyphellophoraceae. The record is from RefSeq and is a predicted model, not a curated record. The transcript has a single exon. Bases 1 to 1158 code for a protein of 385 amino acids.
AUGGCGAGCCUACUCAGCACCUUCUCCGAGACCUUCGACCGACGCGUGGCAGUGGUUAGUGCCACUGCCUUCACUUUCGGCCUGCUCGUUCGGAGUCUGUUUGUACCCGGCAAGCACGCUUACAUUGUCCCUUCGCCGCUGACAACACUGCUGCCAAAGCUUUCGGCCGAGGAGCGGAGUAAGCUCCCUUAUCCGCCUGAUUCACUCCCUGGAGCUCGAGAUGUCGAUUCGCCGUAUGGCUCGAUACGAGUCUAUGAAUUUGGUCCCGAAGAUGGCCGCAAGGUCCUGCUCGUUCACGGCAUCAGCACACCCUGUCUAGCUCUGGGAGGCGUUGCCCAUCAGCUUGCCGACAAAGGCUGUCGAGUCAUGCUUUUCGAUCUGUUCGGACGUGGAUAUUCUGACAACCCCGCCGACCUUCCUCACGAUCUGCGCCUGUUUGUGACGCAGGUCCUAUUGGCCCUGGCGUCCUCGCCUCUUUCCUGGAAAAGCUUCUCUAUGGUUGGAUACUCCUUUGGUGGCGGUAUUUCAGCCGGGUUUUCGUCUUACUUUCCCGACAUGAUAGAGAACCUCGUUCUGCUUUGCCCGUCUGGGCUGAUUAGAGCUCGGCAUAUCAGUAGAACAAGUCGCAUCAUCUACAGCGAAGGUAUCAUUCCGGAGCCGUUGCUGCUGUCACUCGUCAAGAGAAGGCUCAAGACUCCGCUAUACCCGCCAAAGCCUCAGAAGGAUGGUGACAAGAUCGGAGCCUCGGCGGCGGUGAAGGCAGAAGUGCCGAUAGAGUCAAACUCGACCGCUGUUCUGUCAAAGAAGCACCCAAACGUUACGAUUGAUAAAGCUAUCGUUCACCAAGUAGAUCAUCAUGUUGGGUAUGUGCCCGCAUUCAUGUCAAGCAUUCGCUACGGUCCCAUCAUGCAACAGCAUGCUCUUUGGGGACGGGUUGGUGAGACCUGGAACGGUCGAAGCGCCGAGAGCGACAAGGUGCACAAGGUCUUGAUCAUCGCUGGCGAAAGUGAUUCCAUCAUUGAUGCUGCAGAGCUCCGUGAAGAUGCCGCAGCGGUGUUUGGUGCGGCGCAUAUCGACUUCCACGUUCUGGGCGCUGGACACGAUGUCCCGGUCAUCAAACCAGAAGAAGUCGCGGAGCUUAUCUCGCAAUCUCUCUGA